AUCACACAACCUCUGGCCACACAGACUUACAGGGCACCUCAUACCAGAAUCACACAUCAGGACAGUCAUACAUCUGGCAACUAAUGGAUCAAAUCGUAAGUAGUGGCUCUGUGCCAGUUUCUUCCUUUGAAUCAGCACUUCAACAAAAGCAGGCCGCUGGAUCGUCUGUUCGAGCAAAAAUAGCCGCCAUUGAGGGGAAUCUAUCAGGUGCUGCCAACACAAGCAACAUGCUGAAGCUUGACUUUGAGAGAAGAUUUACAGCUACACAGAAUCUGAAGCCUUCAUCACUGACAGUGCAAUCACUUAAACCUGCUGAAACACAGAUUAACACCGACACCUCUGGAUCUUCUACUCCCUCUCAUCAGAAAAUCAUGAAAUAUGUCUCUCUUACUCCCACGGAUGCGGAACAGAUUUAUUAUAAUAGACUGGAGUCUAGCAAAAUGCUGAAACCAGAAACUCGGCAACGACAUGAGCCAUCCUUUCCCAAAGUGUACCACGGCACCAAACUAUCUGUAGGAAAACAAAACAAUUCUACCAAAGGGCAAAGUUUCACAGGCAGAAAUGGCUGGGUGGAAAACAUCACCAGCACAAAACCUCUCAAACCUGCAAAAAUGCAGAAACCUAACUACAUAAGAGCAACAGCUGGAGCCAAAAACAAACUCCAAAGAGAGAGCAAGGACCCCUGCAUCAGUUUGAAUAGGCUUCCUGAUAUUCUCGGAAACCCUCCUUCGAAACCUAAAAGGCCUCCAAGUGUUGACAUUGAGAAAUUCGGAAGGAAUCUCAAAGAUCGGAAUUAUGGACGGGGGAUGAAGACGCCACCUUCUGAUGCUGCUCCGCCUCAGCGUCCACGUCCAUGUCCAUCAUACGACCGUGCAGCCGUUUUGAGUCAGCAGUUAGACGAGGAUCAGAGCUAUGAUAAUGUUGGCAUGAGGAACCCUCCACCGCUCCCCAUUCAAGUACACCCCUCAAAGAGGACAGAGGCAGAUUUGAGUGAAGACAUCUAUGAAGAACCUGAUGAUAAAUGGAUGGAACAAGCAGGGAAAUCUAAAACACACACCAAGAAAGAAAAAGUGAAAAAGAGGAUGCAAACCAAGGCAAAGUCACACAGGAGAAACAGGCAGAGCCGAAAGGAACCAUCAGCCUGCAGGAAAUGCAAGGCCAAGGCAUAAAUGCAAAUAAAGAGAAGAAAAAGAAUUUCAAGAUUAAAGGACCUAUUCAUGCAAUGAAGAAGGGAAAGGCACUCUUUGAUUUUAAAGGAG
Plectropomus leopardus (leopard coralgrouper) is the source of this 1259-nucleotide messenger RNA. RefSeq lists its product as uncharacterized. Gene Ontology annotation, cellular component: plasma membrane. Lineage: Eukaryota; Metazoa; Chordata; Actinopteri; Perciformes; Serranidae. The record is from RefSeq and is a predicted model, not a curated record. Gene Ontology annotation, biological process: T cell receptor signaling pathway; integrin-mediated signaling pathway; protein localization to plasma membrane.